This is a messenger RNA of Cordyceps militaris CM01, 714 nucleotides long. RefSeq lists its product as uncharacterized. The transcript has a single exon. Lineage: Eukaryota; Fungi; Ascomycota; Sordariomycetes; Hypocreales; Cordycipitaceae. The record is from RefSeq and is a predicted model, not a curated record. The coding region runs from base 1 to 714 and encodes 237 amino acids.
AUGGAUCGCCUGGACACCUUACUUCUCAAUGCUCGCACCCGGCUUGGCUGCAGCGGCCUCCGCGAUCUGGCCGAUCUGGCUCAGAUGAGACAGGACACGCUGGAAAAACGCAUCGCGAGUGCCCAGCACCUACUGACGGUACGCAACACUCUUUCCAUAUACACAGCCUGGCUUUGGAAAAAGACCUUCUCCAUUGCGCCCAAGGACUUGCAAGCCGUCAUGGGAAAAUGGUGCGUGUAUCUAUGGGGCAUCGGAUGCACACGCGAGAUGGCGCACCUGGCAUGGACAACGGCGCAGACCAUGCUUGGCCCUCCCGUGAGCCAGAGUUCGCCCCUCGGCGAAUUGCAGAUGGGCGUCGGGUUUGCCAUUGCAUAUCAAUUUUCCUUCCUGCCUCCUCCUACUAAGCGGAGCUUCGCUGUGCUAGCGGACGGUGCUGGCUCUGAAGAGGGGGAGGUGGCAGAUAGCCAAGAUGCACUCUCGCCAACCGCAAAGAGGCGAAAGGCCAGCCAUGCCGGCCAGGGUAUACCUGCGGCCCCUUUUUGUCAGCCGGCACGCCGGGGAGACGUUCUCCCUGUGUCUCCCCGUAACAAGGCCCCGGGAUCGCAUUUCGUUGAAACACGCCAGGCCCAAGAGGAGAAUCAAACACCUUGGACACGAGACGGCUUCAACUUCAACUUUAGACGUAAGUGCAGCUUGGCCGUCGGAAAAACAUAA